UGCAUACUUAAGUAAAGCUACGUGCUCCGAUAAUAACAAAUCGUUAUUUAGGUCUCUUUCCUACAUUGGCUUAUUAGCCCUCGACCUUGACACUCGAGACCCUUGGGACCCUUGACUCGACCCAAGAACCCAAGAGUGGAAAAUCAAGGCCAGCAAGACAUACAAGAAAAAAAAAAGACGAUAAAUAAAUCAGGGGGCGUCAAUGCUCACAACGACCAGGUUGUCGGCGUGCCCCUCCUAAAUCCUCCUCCCUCCCACGUCUCGCUACCACGCAUCGCCGAUAUUACCUAUUACCACCGUUGCUAGUACCAUUCCUAUUACUACUAUUUCUUACUCUCUCUUUUUCCCAUCUCCACCCCCCCUUCUAUCUACUACUCCGUACCUAUCCGUCACCAUUUAAAUUCCUUAUCCGAUUGUCGCCUCCACCGCUACCUACCUUACCCGGGUAGAUAUACCUACGACGCCCACGCCUGCAUAAAAUGUCCGAGUAUCGUCAUAUGAGGUCCGGUAGUCUAAGCAUUCCCUCAUCAACAAACACAAUGAGUCCAAUAGUUCCCUCACACGGUCGCUUCGAUGGGCCGAGAAGCCCGCCGAAUACGUCGCAUGUUCCAUGUAAGUUCUUUCGACAGGGCGCUUGCCAGGCUGGUUCUGCGUGCCCCUUCAGUCACGAUCUAGGUACUGCUGCAGAAACAGUAUGCAAGUAUUUCGCAAAGGGCAAUUGCAAAUUCGGUCCUAAAUGUGCCAAUGUACACGUUCUCGCCGAUGGAAGACGAAUCAACUACGGCAAGAAUGGUAUUACGAUCGGUCAACCUAUUCAUCUCGGAAAUCGAGUCAAUCCUACCUCAUAUAACUCCUCUAGUAGCGCUUUAACGAAUUCCUUUAUGCGCGCUGAUUCGAAUCAAUCCUACGGAAAUGGUUACGGAUAUCCGAUGUCACCGAGCGAUACAUAUCAAUCCAUUGAUCGACGACCAAGCUUAGAAAACGUUCCAACGAUCGAUACUACAUACUCUCACACGAGCUCACAAUAUGGCUCACCACGAGAAGAAGAUCCGUCGCGCCUAGGUUUAGGGCUCUCACCUGUAGCCGCCAAGGGCCUAUCUGUACUCGACGCACCCCUUCCAGCUUCUUUCGACUCCAAUGGAAUAUCCAACGCUGCUAGAUACCCUGGAGGGCCAUGGCCGUCCUCUGUACCUUCUCAAUUUGGACUCGACUCACCUUCGCCUUCUUUGAACGCAGCCAAAGAUUCGCGAACUUCCGAAACUCUCAAGCUUCUCCAUCACUCUGCAUUUGGCAGCAACGAACACUUAGCCUCGGCCGCCGGCGGUUCCUCACCGACAACCCAACCACACGACGAAUAUUUUGGUAAACGCCAGAUGCAUUCGAGCCGCUAUGCUAAGCCUAAGAUGCUUAGCAGUAGUGCGCCUCGCGCUAUCGCCGGAGCUAUCGAUCGAGACUGGGAGUCAGAAUUCCCCUUUCUAGAAGAAGAUUAUCUGCCCGAUAACCUGAAGGAUCUGCUGACACCAGCUGAGAAGGCCCGACGUGGGUCACGAGCGGCCGACGAGGAGUCCAACGGUCACAGGGGAAAUGGAACAUCACCCAGUGUCGUAGGAGUGAGUGGUACAGGGACACCCAAUGGUGAAGUGAGCUCAAAAUUUGGAAGUCCCAUGUCGUCGAGCCCAAGUCGGUGGGGUCCGCUGUUCCAACGACAGCACGAGGAACAAAAGCACGCCGCAGCCGCUAGUGCAGGUGCCUUUGGACACGUUGGAAGCCCUCUUCGCCAAUCCAGCCUCAGCGCUAGCGUUGUGCGACCGCAAAAUGCGAGCCGGUCCAGUAGUAUCGACGGUCCCAGCACUUUGACCCAGCAGCUGCAACGUAUACGCAUAGAAGGCAACGGGGGCGAAUCACCUUUGUUACAUCCCAAUUCCCAUGCUUCCCAUAACCCAAGGCCAUCUAACGGGCGAGGCGGCGAGCGCCACGUCAGCAGCGGCUCUAUCAGCUCCAGCGCACGAUACACUACUCCGAUAGGAGAAGAGGAUGGCGAAUUCGUAUUCAGCAUGGACGAAGACGGCGAACGGGAAAGCACCAUAAGAGCCCGGAAACGUAUGUCCGUAGGCACAGCCAUGAGCGUUUGGGGUUCAAGCUACGCUGGCGUUACCUCCGGACCAGGGAAGAAAGACGACAACGCCGCAAGAGUUGUCGAAGGAGUUGGAGGACGGUGAACAAUAGCAGACCCAAGAAACGACCAGUACAAAUAAAGGUGCAUCUUCAAGCGAAGGAAUAAUAAUUAUGCUAGGAGAAGAUGUCUAGUCCAUGCGAAUCUCCUAUUUCAAAGGAACACCGACAACCCGAGGUAUAAACUUACCAAGCUACCAAUUUCCAAAUAACGAAGUUACGAAUCACGAGGUGCCGGGAAGCUGGCUGUUUAAGGCACGGAGCAUUUAUUUCACAACACAAAGAGCGCUACGACAAAUUCUACCAUACCAAACUACCUAGGUACCAACUUACCUAUCUAUUUUACCUAUAUAGGAAAAGAUGUUGGAAGUGGGGAAAAUGAAGACUGUUGCAUAGCAAGCAGACAGGCAAAGCAGGCAUAGAAAGGUGGACUCACCCUGCUACAACUCGUUGGUACACAUUUUUCACGGCAUCCCAGGUUGGUAAAACAGCGGCAGCCCGGCGAGGUGGGCAGGUUCUUAAGAAUAUAUUAUUAUUUUUUACAGGAGAUGCGGAUCACAAGGGGGACGGAGUUGGUUUGGCAAAAUCAUCAUCAUCACAGCACUACCAUGCAAUUCAUUUCCAUUUUCCUUUCUAUUUGUUUAUAACCAUGUUUGAAUCGGCCCUCAUUUUCAAGCUUUAAGGGGGGAGUUUAGUUUUCAUUUGCUUUUUUUACUUUUCGGAGAUAUCCUGACUCUUUGCAUUCUUUUUUAUUGU
Hypoxylon trugodes is the source of this 2928-nucleotide messenger RNA. RefSeq lists its product as uncharacterized. The record is from RefSeq and is a predicted model, not a curated record. NCBI's taxonomy places the organism in Eukaryota, Fungi, Ascomycota, Sordariomycetes, Xylariales, Hypoxylaceae. The transcript is spliced from 3 exons. Gene Ontology annotation, molecular function: ubiquitin protein ligase activity; metal ion binding. The coding region runs from base 480 to 2219 and encodes 579 amino acids. Gene Ontology annotation, biological process: protein polyubiquitination.